Molecule: messenger RNA, 1251 nt
Organism: Suillus fuscotomentosus
Lineage: Eukaryota; Fungi; Basidiomycota; Agaricomycetes; Boletales; Suillaceae
Exons: 4
Coding region: 1-1251 (416 amino acids)
Source: RefSeq, a predicted model, not a curated record
AUGAGACGCACGAGUCUCUACACCAACCUGAGCCACGAGCGGCAUGGGCUACAUUUCAAGGCAAGCGCAGCAACGGUUGAGCAGCUCAAAGGCCAAUUUAUGGAGAUGAUGGCAACAAAAAUGCGCACUGUAACUCCACUGUUGUGGGGCCUCAUCAGCACUCUCCUCGACAGCAAUCAGGACUGCCAACGUGCCAUGAUAUAUUCUGAUGGUAUGACAAGUAGCCUUGGAUCAGAGGCGGAGAUGGAUCUUGGUGAGUUUGGUGGUGAGGGAAUGGACGGCGAGAGUGGGGGAAACACAAAGAUGAAAACAAAAAAACAUGUGCACGCAGCAGAAAGGAAUGCUGCACUAAUUUCCAUCAAGGCGGUUGUUUGUAUCAGUAUAAUGCUACAGAACUCAAAUGAAAGGUGCAAUUACCUUCAAGGCAUCCUGGGGUUCUUCUAUCACUCAACCUUGGUCCCUGAGAAAGUCAUUGAAACACUUGCUCAUGCUGGUCUGUCCAUCAGCAUUUCAUCAAUCCAUAACGCUGUACAAUCUGUGUCGCAUCAGGCAUCAGCUAGAAUAAGACGUGCAAUUCGAUCACUACAAUCUGCAUUUGCUUAUGACAACGUUGAUAUCGACUUCAAAACUGAGCAGCCAACACUCGAGCACCAUUCGAACUUUGUCAGUGCAACCUCUACAACUGUGAUACCACUAUUUGGCGUGAAUAGUGCUGAAGCAUUUGCAUGGCAUGCUUGGGAGAUCCUAGUCCAUCAUGGCCAGCAUUUUCAACAUUUUGAAAAGGAGUUAUGCGAGCCAGCACCAGUGGAACGCAUACCCUUACACAAGACUGAACAGGUGCCUUGCCGUGUCAUGAACAUCAAACAAUCAACAACGGAUGGAAAUGUUGAAGUGAUGGAAAACUUACUUCAUCAAGGAGGGAUCAGAGACAAAAACAGCAAUGACUUCGACCAAAGUCAUGACAUAGAUAUGUCAGAGCAUGUACUCCUUGUCCAUGGUGACCUUUUGACAAAGGAAUGGUUAGAUACUGUUGGCGACAGCAGGAUAAUCGAAACAACACCGAAAAACUGCCUACACCAAAGGAAGGCAGGGAUGACGAGAAUAGCCUGUUUCAGUCAGUGGGGUACCUGCGACCAGAUGAAACCAAGAAGAUGGUUAGCAAGCCUGGAUUUCGACGUAUGCAUGAAGUCAUACAUCACGACCUUCAAGCAUCGAUGCUUGACUGCUGGCGACUUGAAGCACAGAGCGUAA